AUGGACUGCAAGUUAGUCUCCAAAUCAUGGAAUAAAGUGAUCAGUCGUCAACAAUUUUCUCAGUCUCACUUGAAUCACUGCCUUAACAAUCGUGAUUCUGCCGGUGGUAAGUUUACUUUCCUUUUUGUGAAUAAUAAUCCACUUCCUGCAUACAGACAGUUUCAUUAUUUGGAAGUUUAUGAUAAGACUUCAUCUUCAGAGGAACAACCCUUUCAUAGAGUUACAAGAAUGAAACUAAACCCUGCUCCGUUUAAGUUAUAUAAUUUUGUUGGUUCCUGUAAUGGUCUAGUUUGUCUUAAUGGGUGCUAUGAUAAUGAGGGGGUGAACUAUGAACCAGUUUAUAUCUGUAAUCCCAUCACUAGAGAAUGUGUGCUUUUACCGGAAUUUGAGAGAACAGAUGAUCAUGGUGUUCGAUUGUUGACUGGAUUCGGUUAUGUUUCUAAGACGAAUGAGUACAAGGUUGUGAGAAUGUAUAAAUUUUUGAAAGAGCCCAAUUUUGUACAUGCUGAGAUAUACACACUUGGAAGUGGCAAGGGAUGGAGGAACUCAGGGAAGAAAUUCGACAAAGACCUGGAUUUGUUUGUUUCUAUAUGUGGCGUGCUUGUCAAUGAACUUGAAUGGCUUUGUUGGCAGCUAAAAAAUGGCAAAGUUGUGGCUUUUCUUUUGUCUUGUGAAAUGAUAAUAGAAGUACCUACAAGUAUUUCCACUUCUUGGGAGUAUAAACUUGGGGUUUUAGGGGGUUCUUUGUCGGGUACUUACUAUGAUAGAGAUUCCAAUACUUAUGAUGUAUUGCUACUGAAGAAGGAGAAGGAAAAUGGGCCAUUCAGAUGGACUGAGGAGUUUAGUCUAAGCGGCACACAUGCUCAUGAAUGGCUUGGCCUUACUUGUAGGCGUGCACUUCUAUGUUGGUCAGAGACAAAGGUCCUAGUUCAAGACCUAAACUCUGUAUAUCCAAAACUGCUUGUGGAUUUUAAGGUCAAAUGUAUACAUCAAGCAAUCCCGCAUAUGAACACCUUGGUUUCACUAAAAGCAUUAGGAGAAGAAAAUACAAACAUAAUGGAAACAGCUGACAUACCAAGAUAG
Molecule: messenger RNA, 1083 nt
Organism: Papaver somniferum (opium poppy)
Lineage: Eukaryota; Viridiplantae; Streptophyta; Magnoliopsida; Ranunculales; Papaveraceae
Product: F-box/kelch-repeat protein At3g23880-like
Exons: 1
Coding region: 1-1083 (360 amino acids)
Source: RefSeq, a predicted model, not a curated record